This is a messenger RNA of Eimeria acervulina, 1028 nucleotides long. RefSeq names its product Microneme protein 13, related. The record is from RefSeq and is a predicted model, not a curated record. The annotation marks the transcript as partial. Lineage: Eukaryota; Apicomplexa; Conoidasida; Eucoccidiorida; Eimeriidae. The transcript has 3 exons.
AUGAGGGUUCUGCCUUCGGCUUUAAGCAUCGUUGCCUGGGCCACCAUUCAGGCGUCCGAAGCAAUCGGCCUGGAGAGGAGUUUCCUAAGCCUCUCCGCUCACGCAGUAAGCGGCUGGUAUUUGUUGUCUGAGAUGCUUCAAAGGAAUGACAAAUUUCUGCUGCUCCACGUGGGGGGUGUCUGGGAGGCUUCGGCUCAGGAGACGGCGACUCGUGAAUCUCUGCAGGAUGCUCUGGACGACUUUUGCCUCGUCGAAGCCGAGGCUGCUUGUAAGAGCGGCUUGAGCCACUACUGUAAUAUGCCUGUAUAUGCGAGAUACGACGGAAGAAGUAACAAUGUUAACAGCAAAGAAUGGCGCUGUUACACUGAGGACGCGCUUAACUUUGAAGUCGCUCGCGCAAGUUGCGUUGACACUUGUGGCAAACUGAAAAUGUGUCUUGGCGCAUACGGAGGCUCAUCGGCAUCUUAUUUAUCACGCCAUGGCAAGUUGUCCAGCCAGCUGGACGAAUUGAAGCCCAAAUAUUGUAGUGCCCCUGCGCCCACGCUUCAGGAAGCUUUGGACAGAAAGUGCGCUGGGUUUGGCGAAGAAGCAUGCAAGCAAGGACUAUGGGCAUACUGCAACGUUACAAUGUACGCGCGUUACGACGUCGGAACCGCAUCACAGAAGGCGCGGGAGUGGCGUUGCUAUGCACAGGAUGCGCUUGACUUCGAUAUCUCUGGCAGUGGCUGUGUGGACGACUGUGGGAACUUCACAUCGUGCCGUGGUGCGGUGAAUGGCACUUCGUCUACACACCUGUCCCGUGUAGGCCAGCUCACGGACUUCAUGAACAGCAACAGAGAUUUCUACUGCCUUUCGUCGACGGAGGAAGCGCCUGUUGAAUCCGAAGACGUGGACUCCGCUGAAGCGUCUGAGUCAACAACGCUGUCAUCCAAUCCCACCUCCAACCUCCAGUCAGCCUUGGACAAGGUUUGCGCUGAGGAGGGAAAGAAAGCCUGCGAACAAGGGCUGAAAGCCUACUGCGACGCUGA